UUUGAAUCCACCACUUAUUCAGACAAGUCCACAUACAUCUUUUAUAGUUGGUACAAGCUUACGAAGAGAACGGGGUAAAAGUAGCCGGAUGAGAGAAGAGAGCAAAGGUGGAAUCUCACCAAAAAAUCCAUGAAGUCUAUGGCGUAGAUAUCUUUGAGGAGGCCAUGAUAGAAGUCGAUGAGGAGAUGACCCCUCUCAAGAAAGAAGACAGGCUAGCCAGCUCCAAAAAAGAGAAUUUUGAGAAGAGGCUGAGGAAGCUUGAUGAGAAGGUCUAUUUCCUACGAGAAAAGGCGGCUAAGGUUGAGAAGGCAAUUGGCACCACCAAAGAAGACUCACAUGAUGCUUUUGUAAACUUGGAUGAAAAAGAGGAAAUCGAUUGCCAUUCCAUUUUUGUCGGAAAUGUUGAUUAUGUUUGCAGUCCUGAGGAGGUCCAACAACAUUUCCAGUCUUGUGGCACAAUAAACAGGGUAAAAAUUUUGGCUAACAGCUUAGGCCAGCCCAAGGGAUAUGCCUAUGUGGAGUUUGUUGAAGUAGAUGCUGCUCAGAAUGCUCUCUUGCUGAAUGAAACAGAGUUGCAUGGUCGUCCAUUGAGGGUGUUACCUAAAAGAAUUAACAUUCCAGGAAUGAAACAGAGCUGGGUUCCUUUUGGUUAUGGAGAGGAGUAGGUGCAUUGAUGCCGCAAAUUUGGGGUUCCAGAAAGAACGUCAAAGAAAGGUGACUUAGACUUCUCCUUCGACUGGUCUUAGGACUUUUUGACAAAAGCGCCAAAGCCGUCGAAAGGUAACUGAUGCAAAGAAGGAGCUGUUCUCUUUUCACGAAUCCAACUGACAUAGGGGCAAGAUCUUGACUAUUUAAGGUAUCCCAAUUCGAUUAGCUCUGAACUUUUGUGUGUGUGUGUUCAUCUUUAUGAUCUGCUAGACUUUAUGGAUAAGCUGGUGUGAACCUAAUUUUGAUACAAUCAUCCUUGUAAGAAAUCAAAACAUUUUUCUUAUAACUUCUAGUGAAUCCAAUAAAAUAACUAUUCUAAGGCAUCCAACAUUAUCCAUUUGUAAUGUUCAUAUAGAGUAUUUCAGUUGAAGCAAUAUGAAAAUCUUUGAAACUAUGUGAAUGAACUGGUUUCUCAUCAAGAACAUGGAGCACAAAAGAAGUUGUGAGGGAAGUAUUUUGCGAGUCUCCACAAAUCUCAGAUAUAAUGAUGCUAGGCUUAUGUGCACCCUGGAAUGGAAUAAGGUUGAUUAGAGAAAUUAUUUAUAAACAUAACUAAAGGAAGAAUCGGAUGGAGGAAAAAUGGACAGAUUUUUCGGUGGUCAGCAUAAUCGACAAGGUUAAUUCAACCCAAAGAUGAGAUAUAGAGUUUGCUUUGCAUAGUUCAAGCGGAUGGUGUUUCUUAUAGGCAUAGAGAUCUACAAUAAUGCCCAGUGAUUAUCUAAUAUAGAAGGACCGGAGAGGUCGGUUAGAUGAAAGAAACAAAGAUAACCUGCCAUAGUUAUGAAAUGUACCUCAAAGAGGCUUUGGAGACUUGCUAUGUCUUGACUUUUUUUAGAUGUAUCCAUACUAGAAGUGUAUGAGAUAUCUGUGGCAAUAAAAAAAAAAUUAAGAAGAUUUGGAGAGUCGAGAAGAUGUAGUUAGAUGCAGCUAAGCAGGAAGGCUAUGCCGUCAACAAGCAAGCAAACAAACAAUAGGGUAGAUAAAAGACC
This is a messenger RNA of Phoenix dactylifera (date palm), 1697 nucleotides long. The record is from RefSeq and is a predicted model, not a curated record. NCBI's taxonomy places the organism in Eukaryota, Viridiplantae, Streptophyta, Magnoliopsida, Arecales, Arecaceae.